Molecule: messenger RNA, 930 nt
Organism: Coccomyxa subellipsoidea C-169
Lineage: Eukaryota; Viridiplantae; Chlorophyta; Trebouxiophyceae; Coccomyxaceae
Product: twin arginine-targeting protein trans
Exons: 4
Coding region: 258-497 (79 amino acids)
Biological process (GO): protein transport by the Tat complex
Cellular component (GO): membrane
Source: RefSeq, a predicted model, not a curated record
CUUCUUCAAUAACGAUUAAAGUUAAAUAAAGAUAUUUCCUCAUCGUGUACACUAUGGCACACCUUACGGCAGCUUCUUGCAGCCACAGAGUUGUACAGUCAGCGCAGUCGGUGGGUGUGCGGCAAGCUUGCUCCCAGCGCGCGAGAUGCUCCACAAAUGCAUCAUGCAACAGCAUAUUUUUCAGCGGGACAGCUGUGCCCAGAUGUAAUCGACCGCAGCUUGCCAUCUCCAGGCGGCAACAGAGGAUGGUUACACGCAUGGGCCUCUUUGGUCUUGGAGUGCCAGAGAUUGCAGUCAUAGCUGGCGUUGCAGUUCUGAUCUUCGGGCCAAGCAAAUUGCCCGAACUUGGGAGGGAGCUCGGAAAGAGUGUGAAGAGCUUCCAGACUGCUGCAAAGGAGUUUGAGUCGGAGCUGAAGAGCGGGGCUGAAGAUGCUGAGGAGGAGGGCAAGAAAAUGGUGGACUCUGUGAAAGAAAGCGUGGACGAGAAGCUCAAGUAAAACAGGCUGAGACCACUACACUCUGUCAGCCAGCGCUCAUGCGAGGACGAUAGCGCUUUGGUGUUGUGAGGAACCAUUCAGGGAGGUUGCCUUCAGCAUGUUGAAUCAAUUUCUGGCACCGCUUCAAGCCAAGUCGCAACUUGAUCUUUAAGAAUUCUGCUAUGACUUUUGGAGCGUCUCCAGCUGCAGAAUAUGAUGCAGAGUUUUUGCAAUUGUGGAGCUGCCUCAUUUGACUGAUUGGCCCUGCAACGGAGUCUACAUGCAACCCCUGUGACUCUUGGAUUUUUGUGACUGCAUGCAUUGCUGACUCGCGAGCUCAAACUGCAGUGACUGGUGUGUCGCAACUCACUGCAUGAUGCUGAGUUUAUCUGCGAUAGCUACACUGUGUAUCAUGUGCAAUGACGGAUCGCACAAUUAUUAAUGUUAUUCACAC